Messenger RNA from Arabis nemorensis, 648 nucleotides. The record is from the annotation of a GenBank genome assembly. NCBI's taxonomy places the organism in Eukaryota, Viridiplantae, Streptophyta, Magnoliopsida, Brassicales, Brassicaceae.
AUGGAGAGACAGCAGAAUUACCUACUUAGUUGGGUUCAGCAAAACCAGAGUGGUAUAAAGACAACAGAAGAGCUAAGACAUUCGCUUCUUCACACAACAAUGGAGUUAGAGCAAACAAGAAUGGUGGCUCAAGAAGAACUCAACUCCAAGGACGACCAAAUAAUGCAUCUUAGAGACCUCCUCAACAAAGCUAUCAAAGAGAAAGAUGAAGCACAAGAGAGAUAUAAGAGGCUUCUUCUUGACCCAAACUUCAUCUUUCAACACCAAACCGGAGAGGAUCAAGAGCCAAACAACAUCAAUGGGCUUCCGUCAUCGGACGGCGAAGAAAGCAUCGUUUCAUCUUUUGACCCGCCAAUGCAAAUCGAGUUGGAUUUUCCGGAAAGGGCAUUACCGGAAAAAGGGAAGCUUUUGAAGGCGGUUUUGAAGGCGGGGCCUUUGCUUCAUACUCUGCUUUUGGCUGGACAGCUUCCACAAUGGCGUCAUCCGCCGCCGCAGCUUGAGUCCUUUGAAAUUCCACCAGUGAUUAUUCCUGAAGCAACACCAUUGUCACAAAAUAGCUGUGGGAAUAAUCUAAAUAGGAAGAGGGUUCACUGCGACGAGUCGAAUUCCAAAAGUGAGAUCAAGUACCAAAGGCUUCUCUUCCCCUGA